Messenger RNA from Pomacea canaliculata, 1848 nucleotides. RefSeq names its product general transcription factor II-I repeat domain-containing protein 1-like. NCBI's taxonomy places the organism in Eukaryota, Metazoa, Mollusca, Gastropoda, Architaenioglossa, Ampullariidae. Gene Ontology annotation, molecular function: DNA-binding transcription factor activity. The record is from RefSeq and is a predicted model, not a curated record. Gene Ontology annotation, cellular component: nucleus. The transcript is spliced from 16 exons. Bases 69 to 1223 code for a protein of 384 amino acids.
UCGCUCCACUGGCGCUAUUUUUCACAUCGUCCUCGUGCAUUGCAUUUGUAUAUUUUUCGCCAUUCAACAUGUCUGAUAAAUCUACUCAGCAAUUUCGACGAAUAAUUGGACAAAAGCGAACGACAGCAUUGAGCUAUUUCACAAAGAGGGGAAAACAUGCCCCUGGUGAAACAAGAUCUAUCUUUCUCGCACGCAUGCGAGAAGAGUGGAGCAGGUUGGGGGAUGAGGAAAAAAAGGCAUUUAAAAAGGAUGCAGUGGUUUAUAAACAGCAGCCUCCUCAAAAUGAAGCAGAGAAGAUUGCAUACCUGAGGAGGGUGUUCUCUGAACUGAACAAAUUGACGGACUUCAUGAAGCAGCUGGGCUGGUCCUUUUACUAUAAAAUAACGACGGAGACUGACAUCAUGGAGUCUCCAGAAGGCCCAGCUGCUGCCUUGAACCCAGCCCCCAUACCCCCAACUCCCAUACCCCCAACCCCCAUAGCCCCAAGCCCCACACCAAGGCGACCAAAAGGGGAGAAGGAGGAGGAAAGGGCAAACCUGCGGCGAGAGGUUCAAAACCUCUUUAAUGAAUUGUAUGGCCAAGCCACAGGAAAUAGGGGAAAUUUCCCCUACAAAAGGCAUCACAUAAUGCCUGAGGUGGCUGUGACUGGUCUGCCGGAUGGUGUUCCUUUCAAGGAACCUUUUAGCUAUGGCUUGCCUGCGCUGAAAGCCAUACUUGCUCAGAAGAGCCAAAUAAAAAUGCACAUGGUUCAGGCAAGCCCAUUAGAAAAUCCGGCACCAGUCACUCCUGGAGAGAACACAACUGCUGCUGUCAGAGAAGUGUCUCUGUGCCAGCAGCUUACAGGCUCCGAUGCCUCCCUGUCCCCACAGGCGAAUGGCGAUGUCCCUGUUGUUAAAGCUGAAGAGGCAUUUGUGAAACAAGAGCAUUCUAUUGAUGAAAAGGUACCUCUGAAACAGGAAUACUCUAUUGCCGAAGAACUGCCUCUGAAAAAGGAACACUCUAUUGCUGAAGGGAUGCUUCUGAAAUUGGAACAAGCUAAUGCUGAAAGAGUUCUUCUGAAACAGGAACACUCUAGUGCUGAAGAAGUACUUAAAUGGGAACAUUCUAUUGCUGAAGAGGUACCUCUGAACACAGGAACAUGCUAUAAAAGAGAAAGAGGUGCUGAAAACAUUAUGGACCUAGCCCAACCCGAGCAAAAAUCUAAGCGUCGAGAUCAGGAUUAAGGCAAAAAGCUGGCAAGAAUCUUUUGUUAGUAAGAUUUGAUGGAAUGUCAGUUUACAACUGUUUCCUGCUACAUUUAGUUCGCCGUCCCUUUUCUGACUCACUGUAAAGUCACGUACACACUCGCCUCGGAUCACCACUAAGAAGGGGACAGAGGUAACAUGAAGUGACCAAGAACCAAAAUUGUGUGACAUCAUGUCAGUCCUGCAGAACAGGAAACAGAUGGCAGAGGCCUGCGUGGUGUCAGGGAAUAUGGAAACGAGUGUUGGAGUUUAAUAAACAAAACUCCAUCAUGCACAGUGGAAUUAAAGAACUGAUAAUUGACGACUUACAGAAAAAACUCCUGGAGGUGAAAAGGAGAAACCACGAUUUUGAAGAGAGAUUGAGGAGGAAUAAUUUGAUCUACCUUGGACUUGAGAGAAAAGAUAAUGAAAUGGCAGAAUGUAAACUUACUGUGCAACAAUUUAUGAUGGAAAAGCUAGGUUUGGCAUAAAAUGCUCAGUUUGAUCAAGUGCAUAUGCUCAGUGCUAAGAGGAAUUUUCCAAUUAUUGCAUAGUGUACUUUCUACAUGGACAAAAUCUGUAUUCUAAGAGCAGAAUCCAAACAGGCUUAAAAUUCUUAAUUGAC